UUGAUCAGGCAACUACACAAGUCACUGUGGUUGGAGGUUCUCACACGCAGAGAUACAACGUCUUCAAACACCAGUAGCGUUUGAAGGGUAUGAACGCGUCAUGCUGCAUCUGGUGAUUCUCCGUGUCAUCGUUCCUCUUCAUUUUCUGUUUUUUUCGUUCUUCCUUUCGGGCUGAGAGACGCACACCGGCGAGCUGCACACGCACUGCGGCUGGUGUCAUGACAUGAAGCGGAACGAGCGAGACGGCACGGGAACCGAAAAGAAAUGGCUGUGAAGUGACGUGGAAGAACAAAAACGCUCUCUUUCUUCUUUUCCACCAGUACGAGGCGCACAUGAGCCGACGGUGAUUGGUGAAAUCGGGCAGUCAAACUCGUCUGGAACUUCAGUGUUCGGGCGCCACUGUCCGGUCCUUUUUUCGUACGGGCGCGGUUGACGCAGUGGUCGAUUCACAAGAGCGGAGGCGAUUCCGGUCACUGAGCCAGCGGCACUGGUUUAGCUCGCUGAACACAAAGGGAAAUGGUAGAGUGGAAUGAUACUGUUAGGAAAACCAGGAAAUGCGGCUAAUGGCAAGGCUGACAGCUCUGCAUCGACAAGCCAGUACAGGAGAGGAGGUUUGCAAGCGAGCGGGAGCUCGUCCCAGGUGGGGGUCGCCACGUGGGUACCAGCAGAGAUGGUUACUCUUCUGUCUGCCCAGCGAAGACAAGGCGAAAUAGAUAGAUGUCUCACGACAAAGGUGUACACCACAGUAUAUUUCUCUCCUCCCGACUUGUUUCCUUCACAACUGGAAUGCUUUGCAUUUCAGUAGGUGUUUUCGAUACUCAUACGCGGCUACUACUUUGUGUGGAAGAUGGUGCGACGGUCUUCGCUCUUUGACAAGUCCAGGGCAGCGGUUGGGCUGGUGGCGGGAGUUCUUCUCUUCGCGGGUCCAAGUCAACUUUGGAAUGGUCUGGUAGAUGCGGCCGGACCGACCCCUAGGUGCUCCCAAAGUGGAAAGAUUACCCACUGUGUCUGUGAGAAGGCGGCGCAGGACUCAGAGGUCACCCGAGUGACCGAAGCGGUGACCCCGACCGUAUCUCUGUCAGAGGAAAGCAAUGGAAUCACCAUCCAGUGUGAUCCAGCCAAAUUUACCUUUGUGCCCUCCACUGAAACGGACGUAUGCGUCUGGAAAGACUCCCAAAAUACUCUGGCCGUUUGUAACCAGGACACCACGAAAACUUCCAUUAAAACCUUUCUUAACCUGGACACCGACGACCUUCCCAAGUGGACGACAUCCAGCAAUGACGGCAGGCACUCCCUUCUCUUUUCCGAACAUGCUUUACCUCUAACUGAAAAGAGAUUCUACGCUGGAUGUAUAAGCACAGGAAGCGGCGAGCGAACGCAGCAGGAGGAGUGCCUGGUGACAGUCAGCGUGAAGGCGAGGACAUCGUCAGUCAAAGAUGGUGUCCUCACUUGCGCCUAUGGAGCAGAGAGCAACAAGUCUGUUCCAGAAGUCAGACUCAAUUCGGCGAACAACUCGCUCACCAUCGUGUGCGGCAAUGAGGGGACGAUGCAGCCGACCAAGGAAUCUCUAACGGCCUACCAGUGCAGCGGCGCCGAGAACGAAGGCUGUAAAACUGUGAAGCUCACUGAAGUUAUGCCCAGAUUCACAUCGAGCUGGUGGGCAGAGGAUGAAAAGAACAAGAACGCACCCAAACUGGUGAUUCCCGAAGGCGGGUUCCCAGAUCAGGAAGAAACGAUUCUGCUGGGAUGCACACAAAACAGCCAAACAGCUGCGAAGGAAGCCGAAAGUGGUACAACCCCAGCUGUGGAGCUGCCCAAGUGCAAAGUGAAGGUGACUCUCAGUGCGCACUCCUCUGCCUCACAAGCAUCGAACGUUUCCUUCCUUGGAUUGCUUGGUUUGGCACUCACGCCUCUUGUCUUUCUUGGCACAUAUUGAUCUUAGUUCUAACAUGUUCUGAGUGCUGAAGUUUCUUACGGGUUUCCUGCAGUAAUCGCUUCCAAUGUGUGAUGUUUGUGUGGAAUUCCUGUGAAUUCUGUUUGGGAAGUUGUUGGCAGUCCCCCGCCGAUCCAGUAUUUGAGCGCGGGUGGAAACUCUUCCUUGGCAUUACAACCGAAGACAGGUUUGUCCGUGGAAUUGGAAAGACCAUUGUUUACCUCAAAUGGUGCAUUUCCUUGCUAGAACAACCACAGUCUGCCAGGGCAGUGUAAUUGCAUUAGGG
Toxoplasma gondii ME49 is the source of this 2219-nucleotide messenger RNA. RefSeq names its product SAG-related sequence SRS36B (gene SRS36B). Bases 848 to 1936 code for a protein of 362 amino acids. Gene Ontology annotation, cellular component: membrane. NCBI's taxonomy places the organism in Eukaryota, Apicomplexa, Conoidasida, Eucoccidiorida, Sarcocystidae. The transcript has a single exon. The record is from RefSeq and is a predicted model, not a curated record.